Messenger RNA from Pelodiscus sinensis (Chinese soft-shelled turtle), 2462 nucleotides. NCBI's taxonomy places the organism in Eukaryota, Metazoa, Chordata, Testudines, Trionychidae. The record is from RefSeq and is a predicted model, not a curated record.
UUGUUUAUACAUUUGCUAGCUGUGCUCAUCGGUUAACCCUCACCAUGCCAUAUCAGAGGCAGCAGCACGAGAGGGUGGGGGAGCUGGUGGUAUGUGGGGAUCCUAUUUAUAAACUGGCUUCCCACAAGCAUUGGCUCAGCAGCACGGGGGUGGGAGGCAGACUGAACCUGUUGUGUACAGGAAUUACAUGUUUUCAAAAAUCCAUGCAUUUUAACAUCCCUACUGCAUGCACUGCUGCCGGUGUCCAAAGUCCUCCAGUUUCCUUGUCUUUUCAAACUGUUAUCUAUGCUUUUGUUAAAGGUGGUGUUUUUUAUUUUCUAGGGCCUCUGAAAUGUGGAGUUGACCCCAGUUCACUUUGUCCCCCUUCCUGUCCAGCCCAGUAUAUCAAGCUGUGUCAUGGCCGCCAGAUUGGUGCAGCGAUGUUGUCGUCCACUCUUUGGUGCCUCUACCUCGCUUCCUCUGGCAUCCCCAGCUUCUCUGCUAGCCCCAGCAUCCAGGACAGUCCAAGCAAGAGCUCUGCCUCAGGCGGCUCUUGCUUCAUUACACACUUCAAACCUCUCUAGGCAAACAGACAAACUCUUGUUCAAGGAGAAAGUGUACAGCAAACAUACAGAGCACAGUGAAAUUGAUGAACUCAUUGAAUCAGCUUCUAGCCCUGAAGAGCUCCUCCACGUGGGUGAACAGCACUCUCUCAGUGGGCACCAGGCGGCCACAUUGAUCAUCCAACUCUCCCGACUCGUGAUGGAGAAAAAACUAGAAACAGAGAGCAUCGUGCAGGACAGUCGCUUCCAGCAAGUGCUCAACGUUCUCAAUAGCCAGAUUUCCCACGUCUGGAAUGGCUCCUUUUUGCCCCUUUUGAAGAGCCUCUCCUUCCUGGGGCUGGAGCAGAAUCGGAGGGAGCUGAGAUCGGUGAAGCAGGAGGUGCGCUGGCGUUUGAGACGCCUGAACCUCAGGCAUAUUGUUUCCCUGGCCGAGUACAUAGCAGCCAGGCCACAGGCGAAGGAUAAGAGUGAGCUGCUGAGUGACUUGGUGAAACACUUGGAGCUGCGCUGGACAGAGAUUGAGGACACGAGAACGGUGGUGGCACUGAUGGCGAAGGUCGGACACCUCUCACAGACCCUGAUGGACCGGCUGGAGGACAAGGCUUUGGAAUUGGCCGAGCAUUUCAGCAUUGAGGACAUUCGGAAAGUGGCGUUGGCUUUAGCAGUCCAGAACCGGCGUUCUGUUCCCCUGCUCCGGGCCAUUUCUUACCAUCUGGUUCAGAAGCACUUUGCCCUCAGCACUAGCGUUCUGGUGGACUUGGCCUUUGCAUAUGGAAAGCUGAAUUUCCACCAGACCCAGGUCUUCCAGAAGAUGGCAUCAGACCUGCAGCCCCACGUGCCGCAGAUGACUCAUGGGGACGUGGGGCGGUGCGUCAAGUCCUUCGCUUACCUCAAGUGGCUCAACCUGCCCCUCUUCGAGGCCUUCGCUCAGUACGCUUUGGACAACGCCGACCGAUUCACGGUGGCGCAGCUGUGUAACAUCGUCCUGUCUUUCGCCCGCCUGAACUUCCAGCCCAGCCAAGGCGAGACUUUCUAUAGCACGGUCCAUGAGAAACUUGCGAACCGGCUGGACAGCCUGGACCCGCACGGGCUGAUGGACCUGGUGUGGUCGCUGUGCGUGCUGCAGCAGGCGAAGGCUCCCUACCUGCAAAGCGUGCUGGCCCCACAGCUCUACGACCCGCUUCUAGACGACCAGUCGCCCAGAGGGCAGAACUACCGGCUCAAACUCCUGCAUGUUAAUGCUGCUGCCAGGCUGGAGUGCCCAGGCUACCCGGGGCCCUUCCUCCCGCCUGAGGCCCUGCACGCCACCGAGCCGCCAGGCGACAGGAAGGCCACGCCGCUCCAGAGCAGCCUGCAGGAGGCGCUGAAAGGGGUGGCCGGAGACGAGGGUAACCGGCGCGUCAACGUGCAGACCAUUUAUGGCUGGCAGCUGGAUGCUGAGAUGGUGCUGAACAGCGAGGGCCAGCCUCUCCCCAUAAAGGACUUCACUGCCCCCCACCUGCUCCAGUGCGAAGGGACCAAGCCCCUGCCACAGGGCACCAGGAGGAUAGCUUUCCUGAGGUGGGAGUUCCCAAACUUCAGCAGCAGAAGCAAGGACCUGCUGGGCCGCUUCGCCAUGGCCCGACGACACGUGCAGGCCGCCGGGUUCUUGGUCGUGGACGUUCCCUACUAUGAGUUUCUGGAGCUGAAGUCGGAGUGGCAGAAGGCGGCCUACCUCCGGGACAGAAUGAACAAGGCCGUGGGGGAAGACAUGGUGAAGUAGAGCCCGGCCCUGUGGCUCGGUGAGCAUCCGGCAGGACACUGACGGCUCGCUUCCCUCCACGGGAGCGCACGUGCUGCUGCUGGCCCUUGGGCUGCCGGGGGUGGGGGAGGCAUUGUGUAUAUAAAUGUGUAUUGGAAUAAAUUCCCUCUUGUACAGGC